AUGAAGACUCGCCUCAGAACAAAGGUUUGGUGGCCGAAAAUUGAUAGAGAUGCUGAAAAUCGAGUCAAAGCUUGCAAAGGGUGCACACUGGUUUCAGCACCCAACCCGCCCCAUCCGACAAAGAGACGAGAACUUCCAGUCGAGCCUUGGAUUGACGUAGCAAUAGACUUCUUAGGACCCCUGCCAUCAAAUGAUUAUUUACUUAUCCUAGUCGAUUACUACAGUCGCUACAAGGAGAUAAAAAUAAUGAGAAAUAUUACCGCUAUAGAAACGGUUAAGAAACUCAAAGAAAUAUUUUCCCGACUAGGAUACCCUGCGACGCUAACAUGUGAUAAUGGUAACCAAUUUACUAGCGAGACCUUCAAGGCAUUCUGCAAGGAGUGCGGCAUUGUAAUGUACAACACAAUUCCUUACUGGCCACAGAUGAACGGAGAAGUCGAGCGCCAAAACAGAGACGUGCUUAAGCGGCUCAAAAUAAGCCAGUUAGAAAAAAUGGAAUGGAAAGAUGACCUUUUAGAAUACCUCAUUAUGUACAAUAGCACCCCUCAUACGACAACCGGAAAAACUCCCGCCGAACUUUUCUUUCGGAGACAGUUUCGGGAUAAAAUACCUAUGGCAGUAGACAUAGAACAUAAAAUUAUAGAUCCGGAUGUAAGAGACAGGGAUAAAGAAAAAAAAGAAAAGGGAAAGGAAUAUGCGGACAGGAAAAGGAAGGCAGUAGAUAGUUAUUUUGAAGUCGGAGAGAAAGUAUACGUAAAAAAUAUGACUAAAGAAAAUAAAUUGACUCCUAAUUUUAACCCAGAGACCCAUACAGUAACGGAUGUAAAUGGUGGAGAUAUUAGGGUAAGGAAUGAUUCAACAGGAAAAGAAUACCGCAGGAAUGUUGUUCACCUUAAAAGAGUAGAAAACGGUGAGUGGAAAAUUAUCGAUCAGAGUGCAGAAAGUGAAACACGUCCAGAAGGCAGCCAACACGAAGACUGA
Parnassius mnemosyne (clouded apollo) is the source of this 981-nucleotide messenger RNA. The record is from the annotation of a GenBank genome assembly. Lineage: Eukaryota; Metazoa; Arthropoda; Insecta; Lepidoptera; Papilionidae.